This is a messenger RNA of Sceloporus undulatus (fence lizard), 1979 nucleotides long. RefSeq names its product carcinoembryonic antigen-related cell adhesion molecule 6-like. Lineage: Eukaryota; Metazoa; Chordata; Lepidosauria; Squamata; Phrynosomatidae. The transcript is spliced from 3 exons. The record is from RefSeq and is a predicted model, not a curated record. Bases 252 to 1145 code for a protein of 297 amino acids.
GAGUUCCUGCAGGGCAGAAUAAAGGGGCUGGACUAGAUCAGGACCCUUCUUGGGAUCUCUUCCAACGCUGGCAUUCUGGGGUUCUACAAAUCUGGGCAUUGCAUGCAUUCCUCCACACCUGUUAAGGUCUCUCUGGAAAAGCAGGAAAAGGACUUUUGAGAUGAGUUCAGAAGCAGUGGGGUUCCUGGACUUUUGCCUCAAAAGGAUGCUUUGCUAGAAGUGACCUCCCUUCUCUCCCCACUACAGCCUCCAUGCUGAGUUUUUGCUUCCUUUUGGCUGGAGCCCAGAGUGGGACUACAAAUAUCAUGGCGGAUCCACAGGAGCCAAUCGAAGGAGAGAAUGUCACCCUCACACCAGCAACUGUCCCAGCAAACUCCAUUAGUUGCCGUUGGUACCAAGGGACAGAUCCUGGCAAAAACCUCAUCCUUAUCUAUUACCUCCCACCACUCACUUGGCAGACAACAGGACCUGGCUUCACUGGGCGAGAGACUGGAAACUCAGACUGCUCCCUCCGAAUCACAGAUUUAAAGACAAGCGACUCUGGAGUUUAUACACUUGAAAUGGAGAGACCUGGGGCAUUGGAAAUGGGGACAGCAGACAUUGUGGUCUCAGAGGUUGUGUCCAAGCCCACACUGUCUAUCUCUUCCAACCCUUUCCCCAGAGAGCACAAGGACUCUCUUCAACUAACUUGCAACACCAGGGCUACCCGUGCCAAUGUCAUCUGGCUCUUGAACGGGAAGCCAGUAGGAAGCAGCUCCCGAAUCCAGUUCUCCAACCAUAAUCGCACACUGGCCAUUCAGCAGGUUCUCCGCAGAGACGACGGGAAUUACCAGUGCCAAGUCUUCAACAAAAUGAGUGAUGGCUUAUAUGUUCCUGUGAUCUAUGGACCUGACCCACCUGCAAUUGUGCCGUCCAAGAACGCUUACUAUGAGCAUUCAGACAUCAAGCUCUUCUGCGUGGCGGAUGCCUUUCCAGGCGUGAGAUAUACCUGGUUCUUCAACGGGAAGAGCUGUGGCAGUGGGGCAGAGCUGGCCCUCCGAGACGUGAGCCGGGCGCAGAGCGGGAAUUAUACCUGCCAAGCCAUAAAUCUCUUGUCCCGCAACACAGCAAGCGCUGCCCUUGAGAUCCUGGUGGCAUGCGAGUAGACCUCAUGACGCACCCGGCCAGUGGCUCUUCCAAGGGCUCUAGACCUGCCUUGACUGCCCACAGCCUUCCUGCAACCUCUGUCCUGAUGCUAAAUCACACUGAUUUCUGAGCAUUAGAAUCACAGAAUCUUAUUACAACUGGAAGGGGCCACAGGUCCAACCCUUCGCCACAAGAAGGCGCAACUAAAGCACUCCCCAAAGAUACCUGUCAUAGCUCUGUUUGAAAAUCUCCCAAGAAGGAGACUAGGCAGUUUAUCACACGGGACGAAUCCCGUGCAGAAACUAAAAAUGAAAACAACCCACGUUUGCCCAUUGUUUUUCAGACGACGUUCGGCGUGAACCCAAACAGAAAAUUGGGGGGGGGGGGGACAUUUCUGGGAUGUUUUUUCAAACAAUGUUUGCCUGAAAGAGAAAUAGCUCAAAAAUAGCCCAAACACGAAGUUGUCAAAACCAGCUCCUUUUCACUUUUGCUAAACCCCGAAAGUAGAAAGCAGCUUUCCAUUCGGAUUAUUUUCACAUUGUUUCUCUUUUGCGCCAAUGCAUCUGAUAAAUAACACCUGGAUUUUAAAACCCCGUUUCUGCAUGGGAUAUUACCAAUUCGCCCUCCAUGUGAUAAACCCCUAUUUUAACAGGCUUUAAAUUACCUGGUUUUAAGAGAGAAAUGAUAAUUUAAAUCUGUUAAACUGCAGUUACUGCUAUUUAUUGUCUUCCAUUGAUUUUAAAUUGGUUGUACUGCUGAGAGAUCUUCAGAUCCAGGGUGGGAUAUAAACUAUUUUAAUAAAGAAAGAAAUGAUCAGUAAAUAAUAUAAGUAAAUAAAUAUCAAUCAAUCAAUC